Molecule: messenger RNA, 1087 nt
Organism: Amborella trichopoda
Lineage: Eukaryota; Viridiplantae; Streptophyta; Magnoliopsida; Amborellales; Amborellaceae
Product: ethylene-responsive transcription factor ERF015
Biological process (GO): regulation of DNA-templated transcription
Molecular function (GO): DNA-binding transcription factor activity; DNA binding
Source: RefSeq, a predicted model, not a curated record
AACCUCGACUUUUCCGGCAAAUAUUUACCCGCAAAUUCGAAUUUCCGGACCAAUUUUCCGGCAAUUAAACCGCAACUCGAUCUGAAAUUGAAGCUAAUUUAAGGCAAAAGUUUCCAUUGAACUCGAAAUUUUGGGCGAAAGGUGCAAUUCCUUGACUCAGAAGAGAUAUAAAAUCGAAUUCUCAUUUGAAAUUUGAAACAGCAGCAAUUGAAACCAAAAACCCAGUCCUCCAUUUUUUUCCGGAUAAGAGCGAGGAGAUGGUGAAAUCAUCUACAGGAGCCAUGGCUGCAAGCACUUCAAGAAAAACAGAUUGUUCUGGCUAUAAUGGCAGUAAAUUCAAGGGAAUAAGGAAGAGGAAGUGGGGGAAAUGGGUCUCGGAAGUUCGCCUCCCUAACAGUAGGGAGCGCAUUUGGCUCGGUUCGUAUGAUACAGCGGAGAAGGCAGCGAGGGCGUAUGACGCUGCAGUCUUCUGCCUGCGAGGACCAACAGCACACUUUAAUUUUCCGGCGAACCACCCUAAAAUUCAAUCUUCUGGCAGGCUCACUGCAGACGAGAUUAGGGCAGUGGCUGCACAGUUCGCGAACGAAGCCCCAGCCCCAACCUCGACCUCGACCUCCACUGUAAAGGACCCCCCGGAAUCUCCCGUAGAGUCGGAGCAGACUGUGCAGGAAUCCGACUCGAAUUGGUCGUUCAUUGAGUCUUUGUUGUCAGAUUCCAGCAACAGCGGGUUCUCCGGAGUGGAUUUCAACUUCCCUUGCCCCCUUUUGGAUGAUUUUCCAAGUGAAAAUUUAACCUUUCCGGCUGUCGAUUAUGACGGCUUCGAAGAUUCUGCCUUCUCUGAUGACUCCCUUCUAUGGAGCUUUUGAGUUUUGACCGGAUUUGUAAUUUUCCAAUGGUGUUUGCUUUUUUUCCGGCGCAUAUUUUUUCUGGUCGCCGGGCUCCCUCACCCCACACCCUAAAUGGUUUAAUUUUCCGGCCAUGCGGGUAAAAUUCUUCGGUUGUUGUUGCACACAUGAAAUGUGACGCUCAAGUGUUCAAUUAAUUAAUUGAAUAAUAUUAAUUGCGUCCAAGUGAAAAGGACUCUGAA